This is a messenger RNA of Mizuhopecten yessoensis (Yesso scallop), 527 nucleotides long. RefSeq names its product 2-oxoglutarate dehydrogenase, mitochondrial-like. Lineage: Eukaryota; Metazoa; Mollusca; Bivalvia; Pectinida; Pectinidae. The transcript has 3 exons. Gene Ontology annotation, cellular component: oxoglutarate dehydrogenase complex; mitochondrion. The record is from RefSeq and is a predicted model, not a curated record. The annotation marks the transcript as partial. Gene Ontology annotation, biological process: tricarboxylic acid cycle. Gene Ontology annotation, molecular function: thiamine pyrophosphate binding; oxoglutarate dehydrogenase (succinyl-transferring) activity.
GUGGAAAACGAGAACUUUGAGAUGCAGCAGUUGUACGAUAUCAACUGGUUUGUGUGUAUGCUGUCCACGCCCGCCAACAUGUUCCAUGUUCUGCGUCGACAGAUUGCUCUCCCUUUCAGGAAACCUCUGGUGAUCAUGACACCCAAGAAUCUGCUGCGUUUGCCUGAGGCGCGAUCAAGCUUCGACGACAUGUUGGAGGGUACGAGGUUCCAACGUGCCAUACCAGAGGCCGGAGCAGCAUCAGAGGAUCCAAACGGUGUUAAGAAACUGAUAUUCUGUAGUGGGAAGGUCUACUAUGAGCUGGUCAAGGAGAGAGAAAUGAAGGGCAACACUGACAAAAUCGCCAUCGCAAGGAUAGAACAGAUCUCACCAUUCCCGUAUGACCUCGUGAGAAAGGAGAUAGAGAAAUACUCGAGGGCCAAAAUCGUGUUUGUCCAGGAGGAACCGAAGAACAUGGGCGCCUGGUGCUACGUACAGCCUCGCAUGACCACCGUGCUCAAACGCAUCAACACAAACCGUGAAAUCAA